This is a messenger RNA of Anastrepha obliqua, 2003 nucleotides long. RefSeq names its product mitogen-activated protein kinase kinase kinase kinase 1-like. The record is from RefSeq and is a predicted model, not a curated record. The transcript is spliced from 2 exons. Bases 1803 to 2003 code for a protein of 66 amino acids. Lineage: Eukaryota; Metazoa; Arthropoda; Insecta; Diptera; Tephritidae. Gene Ontology annotation, molecular function: ATP binding.
GGCAGCAAAGCAGCACUGCGACGUUCAUCGAGUCAUUUGUCAAAAAUUCGUUUCGUUGUUGUCGUGGUUUUGCUGAUUGUCGAUUGCUGCGUCGCGUAGCGAGUGGAAAAUGUUAAAUUUUCAAUUUAAUUACAAGCAUAGUAAAUAAAUGCAUUAGAAAAUCAGAAAAAUCGUUACUUUAGUGAGUUUGUAUAAAGUGAUGGGCAAGUGCAUGAAAAGCGGUAAAGAAAAAUUAAAAUAGAAAACGAUUGUGUGGCAGACGCAGCAGCAGCAGUGCUAGUGGUAGUGCCAGCGACAUCGCCCUGUUUUUUCUUCCAUCUCCUCCGCCAUUGUCUACCUUCUGCUCAGCCAGUUACUACUGCCUCAUUUCGUAGUUCUGCUGCUAGUAUAUAUUAAUUUCCAUGUUUUCUUAAUGUAUUUUUUGUGAAAAGUGAAUUCGUAACUUUUAUCAUUUGUGUUCAAGUUUUUGUUUUACUUUGUUUAUCUCAUUGCUUGGUUUGCUUUUUGAUGUGCUUCGAGAAUCGAAGAGAGAAUAAAUAUUCGCUUAGAGCGUGGAAUAUCUAGCAUCGGGAAAUUCGCAAAGCAAAUCAGUAAAUUGCAACUUUCAAAACGAUAUCCGCAAAUUAAAAGUAUAAAAUUCAUACAAUUACAGACGUGUAUACCGUGCGCCUAACACUCCCCACUCUCGUCACCCUCUACUGAAAUCAAUCUAUUGCCGCUGCGUCAACUCCUUAUAAAGCACAACUUCGUGGAUGUAGUGGUACGUGUAGUGGUACGUGUAGCGAAAAGUGAAAUUCCAAAUUCUGCUAAGCUGUCGAAGUUUCUUUUGUUGUUUUUGUAUUUGACACGUAUUGCGUGUGCUCCCAAGUGCUAGAACAGCUGGAGUUGAAUUGGAGCUCCGGGCUUUUUCGAUGUUCCUCUAUUCCUCAUUCAUACAUCGCACGCUUAAAGACCGACAUAAGAGACAUAUAAUCAAAAAAGCGACGAUAGGCGUUCCCGUGUGGCAGAGGCGUCUAAAGUGCGGAAGUACCUAAAUAGUUGGCAAGCGUUGUCGGGAGUGCCGUGUCACUAAACUAAAAUACACGAUACCUUCUAGUCAUUAAGUUAGUUGGCCAGUAGAACAAGGCGUCGUGUGUUCACAGCAUUUGUUAGAAAUUGGCUGAAUUCCGAAAAUUUCUUUAGAUUAAAAUCGCAAAGCAAAAGAGUAUACGUAGACUGACCAAUUUUUUUUUACGUGUUGCUAAUUUUUGGCACUGAUCUAUACACCGGCGACAAGUGACAAGCAGGUGGUGGCAACGCCGAUAAUAGCCACGGCCUAAAAACACUUUGUAUUGCUUUCGUUGCGCGAUCACGGCGCGCUGCCGCGGCGCCUUCUGCUAUUUUGGGCGAAUACCGGAUUGUUGUUUUUGGUUGUAAAAUAUUUUCGACAACGGCAAUGAAUUUAUUUAUUUUUUCUUUUUGUUUAUAUUUACUCUCCUUACUGCGCUGAGUGAUUGUUUGUGUGUGGCAUAAAUUGCAAAAAAAAGAAAAAAGUUUAAGCAUGUGGUAAAGAGUAUAAAAUUUAAAUAAAAGCCGUUAGUUUACGUAAGCAGCAAUAUAAGGCUGUAGAAAAAAUUUUGAAUGUUAAAUUAAACAAGUUUGUUGUAAAAGAACCGAAAAUUCUCAAAGAUAGAUUUGUGAACCAAAAAGCCUUAAAAGCUCGUAGCGAAAAUAAUUUCUUAAAACCAUUAGCAAGUAGUCACACUAUUCCAUAGCUUUGGAGUAUCUAAGUCAGUUGCGUCAAUAUCCACGAAGGCAACAAUAUGGCUCACGGCCACCAUAAUGCCGCCAAUCUGCUCAGCUCAGAUAUUUCACGUCGCAAUCCUCAGGAUGAAUACGAGCUCAUACAGAAGAUCGGCUCGGGCACCUAUGGUGAUGUUUAUAAGGUAAAAAAUCGCGCUCGUCCACUCAAUUGGGCAUUGAAAAAUCAUACUUAUACUCCAUUUAAAACGCAAAUAAGGUAA